CAAACUCGAAUCGUAGAUUCAAAGAAAUCGUUGGAUUAAGCUUAAGCAACACAUUUUAUUCUUUAAACUCAUCACCUAACAACCCCAACUGCACACAAAAACAAUUCAACAGCUGAUUGUAUUUCUAAGCUUUCUCCGUCUCUUUCUGGUAGGAGAGAGGGGAGCUGUUGAGGGGAGGGAAAGAUGAAGCUGUCCAUGCUGCAGCAGAGCUACCUCAACCGCCGGACCAACAGCUUCAGAUCGGCUGGGGGACCAUUGGAUUCGUCGUCCGACGGCGCCAUCAAAUCUCCAGCUGCGAUUUUCUGGUUGGUCCUGCAUGGUCUCUGUUGCUUGAUCAGCUUGGUCCUCGGAUUCCGCUUUUCUCGGUUGGUGUUUUUCUUUCUGUUUUCCACUUCCACCAGUAGUAAUAUGUAUGCGUCGCCGUUUCGGUCCUCCGUCGAGCUCGUCAAAACCCUAGAUGUUCACUCCGUGCUGCCGACCAAUCCGGGGAAGAGCUUCGAGUUGCCUGUGGUUAACAAAACGGCGACGAAUUCGAGAGUGGUGGUUGGGCGGCACGGGAUCCGGAUCCGGCCGUGGCCGCACCCGAACCCGGGUGAGGUCAUGAAAGCUCACCAGAUCAUCGAGAGGGUGCAGAGAGAGCAGAGGGUUCAAUUCGGUGUGAAGGACGCCAGGACUGUUAUUGUGGUGACGCCGACUUAUGUCCGGACUUUCCAGACGCUGCAUUUGACCGGCGUGAUGCACUCUUUAAUGCUGGUGCCGUACGAUCUGGUGUGGAUAGUGGUGGAGGCUGGUGGUGUCAGCAAUGAAACAGCGGCGCUUAUUAGGAAGUCUGGUUUGAGGACUAUCCAUGUGGGAUUCAAUCAGCGGAUACCGAAUUCGUGGGAGGAACGGCAUAAGCUGGAGUCCAAAAUGCGGCUUCAUGCUUUAAGAGUUGUGAGGGAAAGGAAGCUGGAUGGAAUUGUGAUGUUUGCCGAUGACAGCAAUAUGCAUAGCAUGGAGCUUUUUGAUGAGAUACAAAAUGUGAAAUGGUUCGGAGCUGUUUCAGUUGGAAUACUUGUACAUUCGGAUAAUUCAGAUGAGUCUGAUCAGAAACAGGGAGAAGAGGAGAAUCAAAGAAUGCCUAUUCAAGGCCCAGCUUGUAACUCAUCCAAUAUGUUGGCUGGCUGGCAUACUUUUAAUUCACUACCUUAUUUAGGAAGGAGUGCCGUUUAUAUUGAUGAUAAAGGAACUGUUCUGCCUAGAAAGCUCGAAUGGUCUGGGUUUGUCUUGAAUUCCAGAUUGCUUUGGAAGGAUGCUGAAGAUAAACCCAAUUGGGUUAAGGACCUAGAUUUGUUGGAUGAAGAUAGUGAUAGUCCACUAUCUCUGCUAAAGGAUGCUUCUGUGGUGGAGCCACUUGGAAGUUGUGGACGCCAAGUUAUGCUUUGGUGGCUCCGUGUUGAAGCUCGAGCUGAUAGCAAAUUCCCCCCCGGAUGGAUCAUUGACCCACCUUUGGAUAUUACUGUCCCAUCGAAACGUACUCCAUGGCCAGAUGCCCCUCCUGAACUCCCAUCUAACGAAAAAGUGGUGAUUAACCUUCCAGAACCAACAGUGAAGCAUACUACCACUAAGACUCGUUCCAGAAAACGCAGCUCUCGAAAGAGAAAACAUGAGGCAAAAACAACAGAUACACAGGUGUCCACGAGACAUCAAGAACAGAACUAAAAUAUCAACUAUGGACAUAAGCUGUAUUGAUUUGGGGCUGCCAGCCUUGCACUCCGGCACCAAGAAAUUUGAUUGACAGGGAAGGAAUGCAAAUGUUCUCAUCAGGCGUUUGGGUAAAUAUGGCACUUCCUACAGCAGACCGGCUGAUAGGUAAAUGUCAGUUUGAGUUACUCCCAAGUUUCAAACUCUUUAUUUUUUAUUUUAAAAUUUCAGCUAUAGUUUGUUGGGGUGAUUGAUAUUCUGUCAUUGAAGAGGUCGUAUGCCAGUUUUAAGUCAUGUAUCUUUUCUCUUGUAUCUUACAUGCUUCAAAUUUAUACAUAAUUUUCUGAUAGGAGUUACAGAGUUUGUGUUCAGCUGGUUUUGGGUUUUGGUUGCAUUACUACUGUAAUACGUAUAACAUUUCCAUUCAUUUCCAAACUAUAUCUUUAAUAUAGUCAAGAGAGAAAU
Molecule: messenger RNA, 2148 nt
Organism: Rubroshorea leprosula
Lineage: Eukaryota; Viridiplantae; Streptophyta; Magnoliopsida; Malvales; Dipterocarpaceae
Source: the annotation of a GenBank genome assembly